AUGGUUGACGGGGCGAGUGCGACAUACCACGAGAGCCCCGUUGGUACCUGUUUGGGCUGGUGGAUGUGGUCUCCGGUGGGUGCGUGUCCGCGCAGCCGGCACCGUGUGUUGCGCAGGGCCGUUACGGCUGUGCGUGUGGCGCUGCUCGUUGUGUUGGCGCUGGCGGCGGCGGCGUGGAUGCCUGCUGUGCAUGCGGUGGUGUUGCGACUGCGGGGCGGUACGGUGGACAGAGCCAUCACGGUUGGCCGCGCCGUGGACACGGUGCUGAUGGACGGCGUGUCUGUCACGAACGGUGUGGCUGUGGUUUUUGACGUGCCGGCGAUGCUUCCCGGCGCGCUGCGCAUCGAAUUGAGGAACUGCGUGUGCGACGGCGGUGCGCAGAUCUACGUGCGGGGCUACAGCGGCGAGCCGGCGAGUGACCGGAGCCUGGAGGUGGGCGUGAGCGGGCUGUCCGGGAGCUACUGCUCGCUUGUGCUUAUGCACAACCUGCCGGCACGCACGAACGUGACGGUCCGUUACUCGACGAUUGUGACGCCUGGACCGAUGCGCUACUCCCAACUGAGCGGGCUGACGGAAGCGGUGGCGUCGCCGCUUGUGCUGCACGCGACGUCGCUGUUGCAGUCGCAGCUGCGUGUGAGCAACACCGUGCUGAGGUCGUCGCAGGCGGGCGGGUCGGCGGUGUACGUUGGCGGCGGUGUGGACCUGCUGUCGAGCGCGGUGGUGUUUGACGGCGUGUCGCUGGAGGCGUCGGGCGGGGCGACCGCGUCCGCGAUGCAUGUGGCGUCUUCGUCGAUUCUCAGUCUGCGGAGCCACUCGGUGUUCUCCGUGACGAACGUGUCGGUUGUGAGCAGCGGCGGUGGCCUUGUGCUUGGAGAGCGUGUUACUGUGUCUGACUCGGUGCUGCGCCUCGUGGGCGUUGAGGGGUCUGUUGCGUCGUCGCUGGUGCGCUGCGACGGUGGGACUGUCGGUGCCGGCGGGUGGCUGGACAUGCACGACGUGUGGGCGGUGGGCGAGGCGUCGUUGGUGGCGUCGCUGUCGGGGGUGACGCUGAGCGGCGGCACCGUGUCGAUUGCGCGAUGCGCUGCCACUGGCGCUACGCUUGUCUCCGGGCUGGCGAUCACGAGCGGGGCCGUGUCGGUGCAGUGCAACCGUGCCGGCGGCCGGGUGCUGCAGAGCAGCGGCGACUACCGCAUGGCCGGCCUGCCCUCCGUGAGCGUGGUGCCGUGCGAUGGCUGUGCGGCCGCGCUGGCGUGCUUUGAUGCGCUGACGGCGUCGUUCUCCGACUGCGUGUGCAGCUGCCGUGCCGGCGGCGUGGGCGAGGCAUGCCUGCCGUUCAACGUGCCGCCUGCGAGGGCCGGCGGCGGUGGUGGCGGCGCGGAGGGCUGCGUGAGUGGCGUGACGCUGACGGAGUCGGUGACGGUUGGCGGCGGGCGGGCGACGGCGUGCUUCGACUCGGUGGUGUUUAGCGGACCGAUCACUGUGACGGUGGAUCUGCGCAUGAUGGACGUGUUCGCUGACGCGCUGAACGUGACGCUGCGCCACUGCGUGCUUGCGGGCGGCGCGCAGCUGCGGAUUGGUGGUCUCAGCGAGAACACGGCGCGCCUGGUGCCGCACGCCCUCGUCAACAUGACGAAUGUGACGUCGCUGGAGGGCACGAUCGUGCUGCAUGGCGCGAUGCCGCUGAACUCGAGUGUGCUGCUGGCGAACUCGACGCUGCGCGCGACGGUUGGCGGGUCGCAGUACGUGCCAACGACCCGUGGACACGAGGGAUCCCGGUACGGCACCGCGCUUGUUCUGGACGGCGUCCGGCUUCUGUCGACGCGGUUUGUCAUGACGCGGUCGACGCUGGUGUGUGGCGGGGAAUUGUGCGCUGCGAUCCUCUUGGAGCGCGGCUUUGUUGUGAACCUGUCCAGCGUCUUCUACAUGGACAACUGUGCUGUUCUGUCACGGACGCACGUGAUGUACGCUCUUGCGUCGGACCUGCGUGUCAGCGGCGGCUCCGUGUUCUCCAUACAGAACAGCUCGUGGAGUGCACCGAGUGCCGAUUACCACAAGGGCGCGUGUGUGUUUGAGGGCGUUGCAGUGGAUGGCGGCAGUGUGCUGCAGAUUGUGUCCAGCGAGUUCCGUCUUGGCUUCGCCAUGCUCAUGGCAAACACGCUGACCGUGACUGACGGCAGCUGGCUGGUGCACUGCGGCAACGAGUUCCGCACCGCCUACGUUUUGUACGUUGUCAACGAGAACGGCGUGGUGUUUUGCGAUCAGAGUGUGUGGUCGAUACUUGACAACAACUUCACGCACGGCUCGUACUCGUCAACUAUCGCACACAUGACAAACGAUUGGCCACUGUCAUCCGACUCGCGUCCGACCAUCUACGGCGUGUGCAACGAGGCAAGGGGCUCACCUGUGACGGAUUACCAAGAAGAGCUCAACAUUGGGACGCCCGUGACGGUUUUGGACUGUGGCGCGUGCACUGUGGACGCCGUGUGCUUUGCAGCGAGGACGAGCAGCAUCAGCGGCUGUGAGUGCGUGUGCGCUUCUGGCGGAUACGGUGACACGUGUCUGCCAGCUGCGGUUCCGGACGGCCUUGGGCCGCUCCCGCUCCCCGAUGCGAAGGACACGGAGGUCCGCUGCGUGCACGGUGGCAGCAUAAGCUCCGUGGACGAUCCUGAUCCCGGUGUGCGUGGUCUGUGCUUCGUCAACGUGACCUUCACCGCCGCGAUUGUGCUGGACCUGUUGCAUUUUAACGCACCACAACAGACACUCAAAAUCACGCUGCUGCAGUGCGUCCUCAUGGGCCUGUCGAUCAAGGGGAGUGGUGCGCGAGUGCACGUGAACGUGACAUCCUCGAUGUUGGAUUCUGGUAAUUUGGAGUUUGAGGGUGAUUUUGGGGCGAGUUCCCAGAUACUGGUGGCGGGCAGUGUGCUUGUGACGACUUCGGAUCACGCCAUCUUGUUUUUGAGGUUUUCUCUCGGUGCGAACUCGACGCUGCUGCUACUAGACAACCGCAUCGAGGCGAAUGUUCACUCAAUUUAUUUCUUUAGUGUUGUUUUUGAUGGUAGGGGGAUCAUUGUGAAGGGAAAUGCGUUGAGGGCAACGGAUAAUAAAUACCGUAUGGGAUCAGCCGUUUAUUUUCACGCUGUUGAUGUGAGGAACGGCGGCUACUUUGACAUAGAGAAAAAUACUAUGAGAGCGGCCAUUGGCGUUGAACUGUUUUCGCAUGCCACCGUGAGAUCCGCGGGGCUGCUGCGAGUGGCGGACUGUACAUUCGCUGGCAGCACGAGGGUCGUGAAUAGCAGGCUGUUGUACUUGGACGGCUCUUUGACUCUCGAAGGAGGCGCGCAGUGGCGUGUGGAGGGCAACAACGUGGAUGCAGCCUCAGUGUUAUGUAUGCCUUAUUCGUGGCACAAAAUUCAGCUGUCGGGCAGCGGCACCACCGUGACGCUUGCACACAACCGCCAGGUGGACGAUAGUUAUUCCUUUGCUGACCUGGCUCUGCCGAGCAUGAUCAAGAAGCCACCCGCACGGUUUGUCGUUGGGUGCAACCUGCAGGGCGGUGAGGAGGUGUCGUACGACGCUGUGUUUCCGGAGGACGUGGUGGUGUUUGGGUGCGGCACAUGCAACGACGACGCGGCGUGCUACAUGCUCGGGACGGAGUCGGUGGACCGCAGCUCAUGCUCGUGCAGCUGCAGGGUCGGAUGGCAUGGCGCGUCGUGUCUUCCCUUCGAGGUGCCCGACACGGUUGUGCCGCCCGUAGCGGAGAGAGCCGUCGACGGCGACACGAGCUGCGUGGUGAACCAGACGCUGACGAACCUCACGCUGAAAAUGUGGAAGACGCACCACUGCUACGCGGGUGUGACGUUCAGCGGCGUGGGUGCUGUGCUGACGUUCUCCCUCAACAGUAUGCCGCUGCAUCUCCCCAUCAACAUCACGCUCACUGGGUGCACAUUCCGUGGCGGUGCCGUGCUCCAGUUUGUUGGAGGUGCUGAGGCGGCCGAGUCAUCCGGCGUUCUGAUCCGCGUGAGCCAGACGGUGAUGCGGUCCUCCGUUGUUGUGUUUGCGCUUGCCCUCCCGCAGCACUGCGACAUCGCCGUCACGGAGGUUGACGCGGAGCAGUCCUCCGAGGUCCAGCUGCUUGACACAAAGAUUAACAUGCUUAGCGUAUUGUUGCUGGGAGACGUCGUGUUGAGUGCGUCAUUGUUGUUGGUCAGCAACUUCAAGGCGCACGCAACAAGGUAUGAUGCGUUCGGUUUGCACUCCACAGGGACGCUGACGCUCGUGGGUGGCAGCUCGCUGUACGUGCGGUACUGCAGCUUCGAUGGAUACACACACAUGUUCCACGUGCCUAGUCUCAGUGUGAGUGACCACUCUGUUUUUGCUUUGCUCAACAACACGAUGUCCUCCGGGACAAGCCUCCUGCAUCAGUGUCUAGACUUUAAAUUGUCGGAACACAGCGUGUUGCGCGUGGUGGGGAACAGCGGUUCCGUGUCCAACGCCAUUUACGCGAACAAUUUGUGGACCGUUGAGGAGUCAAGCUGGUUGGAUUGGCGAGACAACGACGUGGAAGUGGGUGCAAUGCUCUACGACACUGAAUCCGCUUUUGUGAGCAUUGACAGCAGCAGCGUGGUGACGCUGGCUGGCUGCAAGAUGGGCUUGACGGGGUUGUCGAGGCCUCUGCUAUCGCAGUCUGAAGCCGGCUACCAGUUCUUUGCCGGGUGCCUGACAGUCGCGGGACGGUUGGUGACGACGGCGGCUGAACUGGCGCUCCACGGCAUUACCAACGUGACGACGGUUGCAGUGUGCGGUGAGUGCACAAAGGAGAGCGACUGCUUUGCCCCGCUGACGACGGCGGUCAUUGGCUGCAAGUGCCAGUGCGCUGCUGGAGGGCACGGCGAUGUGUGCGUCCCGGCGCCUGUGCCUGCUGGCCCGCCACCACCAACGCCACUGCCACCACCGCCACCGCCGCCGUCACCGCCGCCGGUUGGUGAGUGCAUCAGCGACAUGGUGUACCCCGAGGUGGCGCAGGCAGUGGGCGGCGGGCUGUCGUGGCUGUGCUACCGCAACGUGACGUUCAGCGGGGGCGGCAUGAGCCUGACAGUGCUGAUUGGCGCGAUGACGGGCGACGUGGCGAACGUCACGUUCGAUGGAUGCACGUGGAGGGACGGCGCCGUGCUCUUGCUCUUGGGCAACGCGUACGCCGCUGUGGGGUCGCUGAACAUCGUCGUCACCGGCAACACGUUUAUUGACGCGCUGCUUAGCCCGGAGGGUGUGUUUCCACCGCACACGAACAUCACGAUCAGCGGGAACCGCUUCACGGUCACGAGGCUGAUCCCUCGGUCGGGUUUAGACCUUGGUAGCCCGUCGUGUGUCGCGAUGAGUCGACUGGUGAUCAGCAACGACUCCGCGGUGGUGUUCAGUGGCAAUGUGUUUCAGAGCGUGAGGGCAUCGUCAAGCGCCAUCCGCGUUCUCAGAUCUGCGCUGAGGGUGUCGUGGCACUCCGUGUUUGCGGUGGUGGGCAACGCGUUUCAUAUGUACGGCGGAGACAGUACGCUGAUACAUCUUGAGGGAUCUAGACAGUCAUUGUCGCUGAGUGUACUGAACAACUCUGCCGUGGUGAUCCGAGGCAACGCUGUGCUGGGGGGGUUAAAGCACUUCAUGCUUUUUUUUUGGGCUUCACGUGUUGAGUCCCAGUCAGCGGUUGUUAUUCGGGGAAACGACAUUCAGGGAGGCUCGGCUGUGUUUAUCUCAAGAUCCAUUUUCCAAAUUUACUACAACUCAUGGCUGCAGUUGAGCGGCAACCUCUGCCGCGUGUCCCCAUCGAAUGCUUUUGCCGUCCUGAUACCAAUGGUAAAUCUCCGCGACUCCACGGUGUCUGUUUCCGGCAACCAAUUCAUUUCCAGCACGGUUACGCCGAAAGUUUUGCGGAUAUCCACCGGGCCCCGCGAUAUCACAAACGGAGCGAUUGUGGCCGCGUGCAACACUGUGAACGGCGAGGAGAAGGAGGUGAAAUACAGCAUCCCGUCCGUGUACAAUGCCACCAUUCUGACCUGCAGCGACCCAUGCGCCCUUGCGGCGUCGUGCUUCCCCGCGUACACGACGACGGCGUCGAGUGAUGGCUGUGCCUGCACGUGCGCGGAGGGCGGCCACAGCGAUGCGUGCCUGCCCGUUGCUGUCCCCGAGCCACCGAGUACCGACGGCGCCGACUUGUGCGUGCGCGACGUGCGUGUGGAUGUGGAGGUGAACGUCAGUUUUGGGACGUCGGUGGCGUGCUACGUUGGUGUGACCUUUGCGGCGGACGUCGUUGUGGACGUGGAGUUGAUGUCAGGGAGCGUGCGCAACGUGACGCUGGCGAACUGCACUUUUUUGGACGGAGCGAGCCUGUACGUUGUUGGGUGGCGGUCCGACCCGACUGCUGGCGAGCGCGUCGAUGUGUUGAUCAGCGGGCUUGAGUCGCGCUCCGGCGGCGGCGUGGUGGUGGCGAACCGAUACCCGCCGGACUCGCGCGUCACUGUGGUGGACUCGGUGCUGAUUGCGGAGGCGCGUGUUGCGUACCGCGGCGCCUACGACCUUGGCGACGCCUCCGCGUGCCUCGUGUUACACAACGUGAAUCUGACGGGGAGUGUGCUGGCCAUCGCACGCACGCAAUUGGCGGCGGUGUUCCGCGACGCUGUUGGCGUGUUGGUGGUUGGCGGCGUGGCGCUGUCGUCGCGCGGUGCGCUGUACGUGGACGGGCUUUUUGUGCAGACGGCGCUCGGGCUGUGCGUGUCUGUGGAGGGCGGUGUUGCGGCAAUUGGCGGCUCUGUUGCGGCGUUUGUUGACAGCCACUUCCUGCUGUGCAAGCACGCGGUGUCUGUGCGUGGGGCUGUGAGCGUGUCGGGCUCCGCUGUGGUACUUGUGCGGAGCGACUUUGUGUCGACGGGGGACUACGCGGUGGCGUUUUAUUCGACGGUGAGCCUUGCCGGCGGGUCGAUGCUGCUUGCGAAGGGCAACGUGCACGACGGCGUCUCG
Trypanosoma cruzi is the source of this 7005-nucleotide messenger RNA. RefSeq names its product dispersed gene family protein 1 (DGF-1), putative. The record is from RefSeq and is a predicted model, not a curated record. Lineage: Eukaryota; Euglenozoa; Kinetoplastea; Trypanosomatida; Trypanosomatidae. The annotation marks the transcript as partial. Gene Ontology annotation, molecular function: Notch binding. The transcript has a single exon.